AUGGAAGAGCGUAUCGUAUUGUUGGGCUCAAUUCAGGAACGUCAGAGCGUGGAUAAUAGCUCACCAUAUGUUUGCAAGGCAGGAGGUACACCGGCUUGGUAUUCAGAGCCACCAUCGGAGGCCGCAAGCUUAACAUGCUCGAAUUGUUGCAAUAAGUUGUUCUUAGUUGCACAAGUUUACGCUCCAGUGGAAAUGGAUCGGACGCUCUACGUCUUUGGGUGCAACUCAGUGUCGUGCACCGAAUUUGAGGGCAGCUGGAGAGUAUUGCGCGAUCAGGUUGAGCCGAUGAAAGAAGCUCCGGCUUUGGAGAGGAUUGAAAAUGUGACAGAGCAAAUGAAGGUCGCAUGGGGAUUAGGAAGCGACGAUAGUGAUUGGAGUGACGAUGAAGAUGAUAGCAACUUGCAAACUUCAUCAGCUGAUCUUGUGGAUCUUGAAGCACUUUUGCAGCAACGUGACGAUGCAAUGAAGAAAAGCACAAAGACAACCAAGUUGACUCCAGCAUUUAAGAAGAUUGGAAAUGUGAAAGCAAAUACUUUACCUACCGAUCAAAAUGCCUUUGCGGCUUUGUUGAUUGAAGUGAUGGAUGAACCAUACGAAGAUUACACGGGUGAAUGUGACUUUGCACAUGAAAAUCAACUACUUGAGGAGUACAUGAAGCAAGAGGAAGUGGAAAAGUCUGCAGAAAUUGGAGACUUACGCAACAUCAUGACAAAUCUAAAGAAGAAACAGAAUGCAGUACAGUCAUCUAAUGCUGCAUCCUCAACCGGUGAAUCGUAUGAGAAAACGCCGGCGAACCAGCGGCAUCUACUGCGAUUUCAAAAACGUAUCAGUCGUUGUCCUUUGCAAUGCCUACGCUAUGAUUAUGGUGGUGAACCAUUGUGGCCAGUCGUGGUACCUAAAGACUUAAAGGUUCCGCAUUGUCCUGGAUGUGGACAAGAACGCACUUUUGAAAUGCAAUUGACCCCGACCAUCAAUUAUUUUCUCAAAGUCGACGAAUAUGCAGUAGCCGACACUUUGUUGAUGAAAAACAAAUCUACAAUCGCAACUUCGGAUGGAAUUUGCAAGAUCGUAGGACCGGCAGGUGGGAUGGAUUGGCUUAGUCUCAUUGUAUACAGCUGUUCGACAAGUUGUGCCCAGAGUCACGAAGAAUUUAUUUACGUCGUGCCCUCCUCAAUGUCCUAA
Molecule: messenger RNA, 1182 nt
Organism: Peronospora farinosa
Lineage: Eukaryota; Oomycota; Peronosporomycetes; Peronosporales; Peronosporaceae
Source: the annotation of a GenBank genome assembly